AUGAGUUUCAGUUUAGAGCAAGCACUAGGUUUCAGGGUUAAGAUCACUAAUCUUUUGCAUGAUGUGAUUGAUGGUAAGAUUUAUUCGUACAAUUCCAUGUCGAACACACUGACCAUCCAGUUGCCAAAGAAGAAUAAUGCCAACCCAUCCUUUAAGAUCAUCAAAUGCUCUUUUAUCAAGAGUUUGGAAGUGAUCGGUGACAAGCCUCCAUAUAACAGCUUCAAGAGACAGCAAAUCAAGCCUUCUACGGUGAGUGUGGAGAGAGUACAGAAGUUGCUGAACACAAGAAUAGAGGAAGCCAAGAGAGAAGCUGAUAUGAAGAAAAGAGGUAUCACAGCCGAAGGACAGUAUAUAUUCGAUGCAUUGUCCAAGACUGUAUCAGACACUAGAUGGGACGGCAAGAAUAUCGUGGUGCUAGACGACAUAAUCAUAGCAUCACCAUACAAGCAGGAAAAUGUCAAAUCAUUGAACACCCACGGCAACCAAUCUCUGAACUUAAUUCACAAGAUUCUGGAGAGAAGUUGGAAAGAACUGGAGAGUACAAAGAAAGGUGGUUAA
This is a messenger RNA of Nakaseomyces glabratus, 558 nucleotides long. RefSeq names its product Lsm12p (gene LSM12). The record is from RefSeq and is a predicted model, not a curated record. NCBI's taxonomy places the organism in Eukaryota, Fungi, Ascomycota, Saccharomycetes, Saccharomycetales, Saccharomycetaceae.